Molecule: messenger RNA, 567 nt
Organism: Manis pentadactyla (Chinese pangolin)
Lineage: Eukaryota; Metazoa; Chordata; Mammalia; Pholidota; Manidae
Gene: DUSP21
Product: dual specificity phosphatase 21
Biological process (GO): protein dephosphorylation
Molecular function (GO): MAP kinase tyrosine/serine/threonine phosphatase activity
Source: RefSeq, a predicted model, not a curated record
AUGACAACACCAGCGGGUCCCCUUCCAGCUCAGGCUGUUCCACAGCCAACGGUCCAUGGCCUCUCCCAAAUAACCAGGAGCCUGUACAUCAGUAAUGGUGUGGUUGCCAAUAGCCAACUCAUGUUAUCCCUCAACCGUAUCAUUACCAUCAUAAACGUCUCAUUGGAGGUGGCCAACACAUUCUACGAAGAUAUUCAAUAUGUACGGGUACCGGUGGCUCACACUCCUAGCUCAAACCUCUGUGACAUUUUUGACCCAAUCGCUGAUCACAUCCAUAGUGUGGAAAUGAAGCAGGGCCACACACUGCUGCACUGUGCCAUGGGUGUCAGCCGCUCCGUUACUCUCUGCCUUGCUUACCUCAUGAAGUACCAUUCCAUGUCUCUGCUGGAUACCCACAACUGGACCAAGUCGUGCCGCCCGAUCACACCCAACAACGGCUUCUGGGCACAGCUUAUUAAUUACGAAUACAAAUUGUUCGAAAAGAACACCGUGCAAAUGAUCAGCUCCCCUAGGGGUGUGAUUCGUGAUAUCUACGAUAAAGAGGUCUGUUUGAUGAUGCCGAUGUGA